Messenger RNA from Homo sapiens (human), 1661 nucleotides. It is a transcript of the gene IL40, whose product is annotated as interleukin 40. Gene Ontology annotation, cellular component: extracellular region. The coding region runs from base 387 to 1259 and encodes 290 amino acids. The record is from RefSeq and is a predicted model, not a curated record. Lineage: Eukaryota; Metazoa; Chordata; Mammalia; Primates; Hominidae. The transcript is spliced from 6 exons.
CGGCUGUGAACCAUCAUGGGUGGGGCUGCCUUUUCUCAGCCCAGCAGGUCCCCAGCUGCUUGGAAAGGCCCCAGUGAUUACAUGAGGGUCACCUGGGUCAUGUAGGACGGGCUCCUCCUCUCAAAAUGAGAAGACUCACAGCCUUCAUUCCCCUUGCCGCGUAGCAUGGUGCUCACGGGCUCCAGAAGUUACAGCGUGGACAUCUUUUUUUUUUUUUUUUUUUUUGAGAUGGAAUCUCACUCUGUUGCCCAGGCUGGAGUGCAGUAGCGUGAUCUUGGCUCACUGCAACCUCCGCCUCCUGGGUUCAAGCAAUUCUCCUGCCUCAGUCUCCCGAGUAGCUGGGAUUACAGGCGCACGCCACCACGCCCGGCUGAUUUUUAGUAGAGAUGGAGUUUCGCCAUGUUGGCCAGGCUGGUCUCGAACUCCUGACCUCAGGUGAUCCGCCCAUCCAGGCCUCCCAAAGUGCUGGGAUUACAGGUGUGAGCCACUGUGCCCCGCGGAGCAUGGACACCUUCUGCCCACCACGUGAGCCCGGGAUCCUGCGGCUCAGAGCUGCCAGCAGCUUCUCCAAGGCACGGGAGGAAGAAAUUACCCCUGUGGUCUCCAUUGCCUACAAAGUCCUGGAAGUUUUCCCCAAAGGCCGCUGGGUGCUCAUAACCUGCUGUGCACCCCAGCCACCACCGCCCAUCACCUAUUCCCUCUGUGGAACCAAGAACAUCAAGGUGGCCAAGAAGGUGGUGAAGACCCACGAGCCGGCCUCCUUCAACCUCAACGUCACACUCAAGUCCAGUCCAGACCUGCUCACCUACUUCUGCUGGGCGUCCUCCACCUCAGGUGCCCAUGUGGACAGUGCCAGGCUACAGAUGCACUGGGAGCUGUGGUCCAAGCCAGUGUCUGAGCUGCGGGCCAACUUCACUCUGCAGGACAGAGGGGCAGGCCCCAGGGUGGAGAUGAUCUGCCAGGCGUCCUCGGGCAGCCCACCUAUCACCAACAGCCUGAUCGGGAAGGAUGGGCAGGUCCACCUGCAGCAGAGACCAUGCCACAGGCAGCCUGCCAACUUCUCCUUCCUGCCGAGCCAGACAUCGGACUGGUUCUGGUGCCAGGCUGCAAACAACGCCAAUGUCCAGCACAGCGCCCUCACAGUGGUGCCCCCAGGAGGGUUGCCCAGGGCACCCACCAUCGUGCUGGUUGGCAGCCUUGCCUCCACUGCGGCCAUCACCUCCAGGAUGCUGGGCUGGACCACGUGGGCCAGGUGGUGACCAGAAGAUGGAGGACUGGCAGGGUCCCCUGGAGAGCCCCAUCCUUGCCUUGCCGCUCUACAGGAGCACCCGCCGUCUGAGUGAAGAGGAGUUUGGGGGGUUCAGGAUAGGGAAUGGGGAGGUCAGAGGACGCAAAGCAGCAGCCAUGUAGAAUGAACCGUCCAGAGAGCCAAGCACGGCAGAGGACUGCAGGCCAUCAGCGUGCACUGUUCGUAUUUGGAGUUCAUGCAAAAUGAGUGUGUUUUAGCUGCUCUUGCCACAAAAAAAAAAAAAAAAAAAAAAGGGUAACUAUGAGAGAUGGUGGAUAUGUUAACUUGCUUCGCUAUAGGAACCUUUGUGCUAUCUAUAUUAUCUAUAUGAAUCCCAUCAUAUCAGGUUGUCUACCUUAAAUAUACACAAAAA